GCGAAUCCAAAUAACGCUCUCAAAGCAGCCGGUAAAACUGAAUUCAUACAGUUCUUGCGCUGGCGCUUAAAGGUCCGGCGCGGUAAGAACGGUCGACAGGCAAAAGGAAGUAUUCAGAGAAUUAUCCUACGGGCAGGACUGGAUACCAAAGAGAAAGAAAAGACGCCGAUGUAUAUCGAGGACUUAAGAAUACAGCAAUAUCUGUACAAUCUGAUAGCUUGCUUUACUGUAAAUCGAAUCAACGCCAUACAAAAUUUGCAAUACAAGCAUAUACUCUGCUUAAUUCAACGUAAUCCUAAAGGGGGUCCGCCGCGGAUCUUACUAAAGUUUACUUACAAGUUCACGAAGAAAUACCUAAAAAUCACAUAA
This is a messenger RNA of Penicillium cosmopolitanum, 369 nucleotides long. RefSeq lists its product as uncharacterized. The record is from RefSeq and is a predicted model, not a curated record. The transcript is spliced from 3 exons. The annotation marks the transcript as partial. Lineage: Eukaryota; Fungi; Ascomycota; Eurotiomycetes; Eurotiales; Aspergillaceae.